AUGGAUCCGUAUAUUUAUGCUCUUAUGAACGAUGGGAUCGAUUCCUUGUUGGAGGAAAUACCUGACUGGACGACUAGUCAAGGUGAAGAAUUAAUGGACUCGGAGGAUGACAGCGAUUUGCUAAUCGCGGCGCGCCGAGCAGACCAGCAAGGAGGGAAUCCCUUGUUUUCUGUGAACAUGGAGCGAGUGAGAGCUCCGCGUUCUUUUCACCGUGGUGUGGCAAUUCAAAUGCAAGUCCGAUUUUCUCUGCAGCAGUUACGUCAGCCGAAUGGGGAAUAUCAAAAAGAAGCGGUGGCGGAGGCCUUCCACCAAGGUUUGAUUAAUUUCAUCCGCGAUCCUCGCAAUGGUAUUGUCAAUCCUCAGGAUUAUUCCAUGUCCAUGGCUAUUCACCACAGUACAGGGACACAUACGUGGACCAGCUGUCCGAGGGUUCCGCUUAGUGAGUGGAUUCAGGGAUCCCCACUUACUCGACAAUGGCUAGAAAGACUGGCUAAACAGCUCAACUCGGCGGAAAGUUUUGAUGCCGCGAGUGGUGAUUUUUACGCUGAACUGUCUUUUUUUAAGACUCAGCAACGUGGUGGAAGACCUGCGAAAAACAAGCCUGGCAACCAGUCCUUUGAGCAGUUACUCAAAAAGAAAUCCGUGAUUACCAUUAAGAACAAAGAUGACCUGUGUUUUUCCCGAGCCUUGGUUUCCGCCAAAGCCUUUGUGGACCAAGACCCUCAGUAUCAAACGAUUUUUAAAGGACAAGGACUGCAGGGUCAUCUUGCGUACAAACUGCAUCAAGAAACCGGGGUUCCUGAGGGAAUGUGCGGGUUGCCAGAAAUACAGCGAAUGCAAGACCAUCUUGGUCCUCAAGGGUACCAGAUUAAAAUAUAUGAAGGAGUCUGUGGUGCGCUAUGGUAUUGUGACCCGUCGUUUGAUUCUGCGCCUAAAAAACUGUGUCUGCUGAAAGUGCAACAGCAUUUUCACGGUUUACGAAGUGUGCCAGCCCUCGUAAACAAGACCUAUUACUGUCACCGAUGUAACAAAGGUUACAAUCAGGAGAAUGCAGAGCACCAUAAUUGUUCUCGUCAAAAGUGUGACAUGUGUCGAAGAAAAAACGGUAAAUGCACUGAUUAUCAAGAAAGAAAGCCUGCCCAUGUCUACUGCAAUGAUUGCGGUCGGUCCUUUUACGGUCAAAACUGUUUUACCGCUCACAAGAAAAGCGUAUGUCGUUUGUUCAAAAAGUGCCCGGAGUGUUGUAAAGUGUACAAGUAUUCCAAGAAAAAGAAGCAUGUGUGCGGAGAAUAUCGUUGCCCCAACUGCCGAAACAAAGUAUUGCCAAACCAUCAGUGUUACAUUCAACCCCUUGAAAUAGAUUACAGCAAGCUUCUUGACCAAGCAGACGAAUUUAGCGAGGAAGACCGUGCGAUUCUCGAAGAUCUGCCCGAAGUUGAAACAAUGGAAAAAAGUAAAGAAGAAGAGGACGAGAAACCGCCACCGCUGGUGUGCUACAUUGACUUUGAAUGUGGGUUGGAUGAAAAUCGUGAUUUUGAGGAUGUUCGUGUGGGGUGGCAAUAUGUCAAUGUGAAAGGUAGCUACCGCGAAGCAGGAAAGGCAUCGGAUAUGUUGGAGGAUGUGAUGGCAAAAACGGUGACCGCAGAAAUGAAACAACGGCAGGUGUUUGUGUUCGCUCACAAUAUGCGAGGGUUUGAUUCGUCGUUUAUUUUGCAAUUGUUGUAUGAUAAGGGCUACAAAGUGGAAAAGGUCUUGAGUAUGGGGGCGAAAUUUUUAUCGUUUCAGUGUGGUAAUGUCAUUUUUCGGGAUUCCCUUAAUUUUUUUAACAUGCUUUUGGAACGGUUGCCGGCGACGUUUAAUUUGAAGGAAGCGCAUAAGGGUUUCUUUCCUUAUUCGUACAUUUCUGAAGACAAGAUCAGUUACAUUGGUGUGUACCCGAAAGCGGAAGAAUACCAUCCUGAACGUAUGAGCGAAAAACGAAGAAAGGAAUUCAUGACUUGGCACAAAGAAAAAGUGGACAGUGGUGCCAUCUUUGAUUGUCAAAAAGAACUAUCCGCUUACCUGAAAAGUGAUGUCAAAGUGUUAACGGAAUCCAUGGAAAAAUUUGCUAGCGAAAUGUUAGAGUUGACAGGCAUAGACCCUACUGUGGAAUGUGUGACCAUUGCGAGUACUGCGUUUAAAGUAUUCCAGAAAAAGUUUUUGGAACCCUACACGAUUGCCUUGGAACCCCUCGGGGGGUGGCGCCACAAUCAACAAAACCAGAGUGUGGAGGCCCUGCAGUGGCUGGAAUUUGAGAAUGCCAAGAUUGGUGGCGGAAUUCAGGUAUGAAUUUUAAGUUGCAGUGAAAGUCUGCACAUUUUAAAUUGAACUUGCAGUGUUUUUCAACAUAUUUCGGUUGGCGAAAUGUUUUAUACUGUGCAUUUGUUGUUGCACGCUACAAAACAAAAAUUAGAAGGAAAUGUAUGGGAAAUAUGUGUAAAAAGUCUGCUUUUUUCAAACUUACAUUGCAGUGUUUUUCAACAUAUUUCAGUUGGCGAAUAUGUUUUAUACUGUGCAAUGGCAAAUGCACGACCGAAAUCAAAAAUUAUAAUCUGCGGACCGUCAAGUAAACAGUAACAAAUGUAUAUAUUUUUUUUAUUUUGCAGCAUGUACGAAAUUCAUUGAAUGGGGAAGCAAAAGUGAUCACCCCAGCCCAAUCUUACAACGUGGAUGGCUAUCACGCAGCCAGCAAUACUGUGUACGAGUACCAGGGUUGCAUUUUUCACGGUUGCCGUAAAUGUUAUCCAAAGCAAAGAAACAUAAAGCGCUUCUGCCAUCCCGAUCGAACCGUGAGUGAAGUGUAUGAGGCAACCCUGAAGAAAACGGCCAUCCUCCGUGACGCAGGGUACACCGUGAUUGAAAUGUGGGGAUGCGACUUCGCCAGACAGAAAGAAACCGAUCCCGAGCUCGCCAAAUUCCUGGAAAGCUUUGAAUUCGUUCCACCGCUUGAGCCUCGAGACGCGUUUUUUGGGGGUCGAACUGGCGCUGCGACCCUGUACGCCAAAACGGCAGAAGACGAAGAGAUUUGCUAUGUUGAUUUUACAAGCUUGUAUCCGAGUAUUAACAAGUACGGUGUCUACCCUGUGGGAUUCCCGCGGAUUUUCUAUCAACCAGAACAUUGGCGAUUACUUUGGUCUCGCGCAAGUGGAUAUCCUGGCUCCUGA
This is a messenger RNA of Porites evermanni, 3203 nucleotides long. The record is from the annotation of a GenBank genome assembly. NCBI's taxonomy places the organism in Eukaryota, Metazoa, Cnidaria, Anthozoa, Scleractinia, Poritidae.